GCAAAAGUUUAUAUGAUUGCAGCAGGGGUCAUAGGAGGUGUGUAUCUUCUUGGAAUUGUCGUUCUUUUUCUUGGAGUAAAGGAAAAAGAUGAUCCUUAUGCCUUAAAUUCAGACAGAGCAAUUCCUUUUUGUAAGGGACUUGGACUCACCAUGAAGCAUGGUCCAUAUGUGAAGCUUACGACUUCAUUUCUUCUCAUCUCGACAGCAGUUCAGCUGGAGCAAAGCAACUUUGUCCUCUUCUGCACUCAUGCUGCUGAUCUUCGCAAUCACUUCCAGUAUUUGGUGGUCACCAUCUUGGUAUCAGCAGCUGUGAGCAUUCCCUUCUGGCAGAAGUUUCUGCAGCGAUUUGGCAAGAAGUGUGCAGCAUGUGGGAUUUCGUGGAUGAUUCCUUUUGCAGUCAUGCUAGUGACCAUUCCAAACCUGAUCCUGGCUUACUUCGUGGCCUUCGUCUCUGGUCUGAGCAUUGCAGCAUCUCUUCUGUUGCCAUGGUCAAUGCUGCCUGAUGUUGUUGAUAACUUCCGCCUGCAGAAUCCUCAUGGAAAAGGACAUGAAACCAUUUUCUAUUCUUCUUAUGUUUUCUUUACCAAGAUUUCAGGAAUUGGUUUAGGAAUUUCUGCAGCAGGCCUGGAGUUUACUGGAUACAAGCCAGGGAUAUGCAGACAAUCCAGCGAUGUGAUCCUCACACUGAAAAUCCUCAUUGGAGCUGUCCCUGCUAUUCUCAUCCUUGUGGGUUUAUUUAUACUUCUUUUCUACCCAAUUACUGAAGAAAGUCGGAAAGAAACAAAGCUUGCACUUGAGGAAUUAAGAAGGAGCCAUCAAAGCACAGAAAACCUGGAUGACCACAAAAAGGACACCUCGAUCUGA
Antrostomus carolinensis (chuck-will's-widow) is the source of this 864-nucleotide messenger RNA. Its product is annotated as major facilitator superfamily domain-containing protein 2B-like. The record is from RefSeq and is a predicted model, not a curated record. Gene Ontology annotation, cellular component: plasma membrane. Gene Ontology annotation, molecular function: symporter activity; sphingolipid intramembrane carrier activity. Gene Ontology annotation, biological process: lipid transport; carbohydrate transport. NCBI's taxonomy places the organism in Eukaryota, Metazoa, Chordata, Aves, Caprimulgiformes, Caprimulgidae.